This is a messenger RNA of Miscanthus lutarioriparius, 1605 nucleotides long. NCBI's taxonomy places the organism in Eukaryota, Viridiplantae, Streptophyta, Magnoliopsida, Poales, Poaceae. The record is from the annotation of a GenBank genome assembly.
AUGAUGAAAUCUGCGCUCAUCAAAGAUUUGUACUUUGAAAUGGACCGUCUCAAGCAAGAACUAUAUGCUGCAAGGGAGAAAAAUGGUGUUUAUAUUCCGAGGGAACAAUACUUAGCAGAUGAAGCUGAAAAGAAGGCUAUGUCAGAGAAACUGGAUCGUUUGGAGCUUAUUUUGGAUUCAAAAGAUAAGAAAAGAAUGAAGGAAACAGAGUGCACCCUAGCGGAUCUUGAAGCGAAAUACAUGAAGGCAAAUAAUACUAUUAAGGAGAAGCAAUAUUUGAUAGAAAAUCUUCUUAAAUCAGAAAAAGUUCUUGUUGGUGAAGCACAAAGAUUCCGAUCAGAGCUGGAGAAUACAGCAGGGGAUCUAUAUGGGCUAUUUUCAAAAUUAGAAAGGAAGGAAAAGAUUGAAGAUACAAAUAGAUGUACAAUUCAACAUUUCCAUUCCCAGCUGACUCAAGACAUUAGUGUCUUGCAUAGAACAGUCUCAACCUUGGUUUCUCAACAGGAGAGCCAACUAAAAUCACUUGAAGAAGAGAUGCAAUCUUUUGUCACCUCAAAGGGCAAGGUUGCUGGAGGACUUCAAGAGCAUGUAAGAAAGCUCAAAGAGAGCUUCAAUUCUAGGAUAGCAGAAUUGCAUGGUUUUGCAAAUGAGCUCAAGCAUAAAUCUGUGUUGAGCUUUGAAAACCUUAAUUCGCAAGUUAUCACACACACAUCUGGCCUUGAGGAUGGGCUCUUUAGAAAUUUGGAGAGAACAAAGUCUGUUUCGACAACUACAAUGAACUUCUUCAAAACUAUAGAUUCCCAUGCAUUGGAGCUCAUAAAGAUUCUGGAAGAAUCACAGAUGGAACAUCAAAAGCAACUCUUCCAGCUUCAGAAGAAGUUUGAGGCCUUUGUUGCUGAUGAAGAGAAGUACUUGAUGGAGAAGGUCUCAGAGUUAUUUGCAGAAUCGAAUGCUAGAAAGAAAAAUAUGGUUCAAGGUGAUAUAUGCAGCCUCAAUAGGACUGCUUCUGAGCGUUCAAACAAUUUACAAACUGAAACUACCAAGCUUCAUGAUUUUACAUCUUCUAUGAAAGAGCAAUGGGAAGCCUACAUGAAGAGAACUGAAGAGGCAUUCCAACAAAAUGUAUCAUCUAUUGAACAGAAACGAUGCUUCUUGGCAGGGAAUUUGCAGCAGUGCAAGGGAAGGGUAGAAUCAUGUUCAGAACAAUGGGUUACUGCACAAAAUUUGGUGUUGGCGCUUGGAAGAAACAAUGCAGAAGCCAUUGGUUCAGUCAUAAGUGCUGGGAAUGAGGUGAGCAACCAACUGGAUGCAAGGUUUUCAUCUGCUGUCACUGCUGGAUUUGAAGAUAGUGACAUUUCAAGCAAAUCCCUUCUUAGUUCUAUUGACGGUGAUGAAGCAACUUGUUCAACACCGAGAAGGCGUGAGAUCAACAUUCCGGACAGCCAAUCGAUCAGGGAGUUGGUAACCCCCCUUGAAGAUCUCGUGAAAGCAUUGUGGGACAGCAGAACACCGACGAAGCUUGCUGUAAAUGGAAACGGGAAGCGGCAGUUGGCAGGGUCGACGACACCCAAAACACAGAGAGCCCCUCUUGCCGCGAUAAGCUAG